AUGGAGUCCAUUUUUGCGAUCCUUCUCGGCCUUCCAGCAUUGAAGCACGGAGAGCUCUGCGGCAUUUUCGUCAGAUGUACCAGCUUUCCCCGCCGGAUCGGAGAUGCUGAAAUGUUGGUGAAAUAUCCGAUCCCGGUUUCCUUUAGAGGAGAACUCGUUUCCGACGCUGUAGCGAGUGCAUUUUUACUUUGCGUAAACGCCGACGCCGCCGCCGCCGCCGCCGCCGCCACCACCACAAUCCUCAUCAUCAACAGCAGAGGCUGCGAUGGGAAAAAUUUAGCCCCACCCGGUCAUCGCUGCGGCAUCGGCUGUGCGCCGCGGGAUGAGAAGGACGUCGGCGCGCCUUAG
Molecule: messenger RNA, 348 nt
Organism: Spirometra erinaceieuropaei
Lineage: Eukaryota; Metazoa; Platyhelminthes; Cestoda; Diphyllobothriidea; Diphyllobothriidae
Source: the annotation of a GenBank genome assembly